GGCCUGGCCGCCAGGCCCUCCCUCCUGCUUCCUCUCCCGAGGGCUGUCCUGGCAGAGGCCCCCCUCGCUCUUUCUGGCGGGAACAGGGCCAGCAGCGAAAGAACAGUCGCAGAGGGAAAGCGGGAAAGAGAUGGGGGAAAGUGUGUGUGUGUGAGUGUGCGCUUGUGUGCAUGUGUGUGCGUGUGUGUGUCAAGGAAAAAAGCUCGCAGUCCAGCAGCCCGGGCCUGGGAGGCUUGUGAGCUGGGCCUUUCGUAAUUGUCCCCUCCCCGCGGCCCCCUCCCCCAGGCCUCCCCCCUCUCCUGCCCUCCCGCCCGCCCUCUCUCCCUCCCUCCUUCCCUCGCAGCCGACGAGGCAGCAAUUAGGCUUGGGGGAUAAAACGAGGUGCGGAGAGCGGGCUGGGGCAUUUCUCCCCGAGAUGGCGGGUCUGACGGCGGCGGCCCCGCGGCCCGGAGUCCUCCUGCUCCUGCUGUCCAUCCUCCACCCCUCUCGGCCUGGAGGAGUCCCUGGGGCCAUUCCUGGUGGAGUUCCUGGAGGAGUCUAUUAUCCAGGGGCUGGUCUCGGAGGCCUUGGAGGAGGAGCGCUGGGGCCUGGAGGCAAACCUCUCAAGCCAGGUCCCGGAGGGCUUGCGGGCACUGGCCUUGGGGCAGGGCUCGGCGCCUUCCCUGCAGGUGCCUUUCCGGGGGCUCUGGUGCCUGGCGGAGUGGCUGAUGCUGCUGCAGCUUACAAAGCUGCCAAGGCUGGCACUGGGCUCGGUGGUGUCCCAGGAGUUGGUGGCAUUGGUGCCAACUCUGAUGUGGCCCCUUCUGUACCAGGUGCGGUGGUUCCUCAGCCUGGAGCCGGAGUGAAGCCUGGGAAAGUGCCGGGUGUGGGGCUGCCAGGUGUAUACCCAGGUGGAGUGCUCCCAGGAGCUCGGUUCCCCGGUGUGGGGGUGCUCCCUGGAGUUCCCACCGGAGCAGGAGUUAAGCCCAAGGCUCCAGGUGUAGGUGGAGCUUUUGCUGGAAUCCCAGGAGUUGGACCCUUUGGGGUACAGCAACCUGGAGUCCCACUGGGGUACCCCAUCAAGGCCCCCAAGCUGCCCGGUGGCUAUGGACUGCCCUACAGCACAGGGAAACUACCUUACGGCUAUGGGCCCGGAGGAGUGGCUGGUGCAGCGGGCAAGGCUGGUUACCCAACCGGGACAGGGGUUGGCCCCCAGGCAGCAGCAGCAGCGGCAGCUAAAGCGGCAGCAAAGUUGGGGAGAGGAAGUGCUGGAGUCCUCCCUGGUGUUGGAGUGGGCGGUGUUCCUGGCGUGCCUGGGGCAAUUCCUGGAAUUGGAGGCAUCGCAGGUGUUGGGACUCCAGCUGCAGCUGCAGCUGCAGCAGCAGCUGCUAAGGCAGCCAAGUACGGAGCUGCUGCAGGCUUAGUGCCUGGUGGGCCAGGCUUUGGCCCGGGAGUAGUUGGUGUCCCAGGAGCUGGCAUUCCAGGUGUUGGUGUCCCAGGAGCUGGCAUUCCAGGUGUUGGUGUCCCAGGAGCUGGCAUUCCAGGUGCUGGGGUUCCAGGGGCUGUGUCACCAGCUGCAGCUGCUAAGGCAGCUGCGAAGGCAGCCAAAUACGGGGCCAGGGCCGGAGUCGGAGUUGGAGGCAUUCCUACUUUUGGGGUUGGAGCUGGGGGCUUUCCCGGCUAUGGUGUCGGAGUCGGAGGCAUCCCCGGAGUCGGAGGUGUUCCCGGAGUCGGAGGUGUCCCGGGAGUUGGCAUUUCCCCUGAAGCUCAGGCAGCAGCUGCCGCCAAGGCUGCCAAGUAUGGAGUGGGGACCCCAGCAGCUGCAGCUGCUAAAGCAGCCGCCAAAGCCGCCCAGUUUGGGUUAGUUCCUGGUGUCGGCGUGGCUCCUGGCGUUGGCGUGGCUCCUGGAGUUGGCGUGGCUCCUGGCGUUGGUGUGGCUCCUGGCGUUGGCGUGGCUCCUGGUGUUGGUGUGGCUCCUGGCGUUGGCGUGGCUCCUGGCGUUGGCAUCGGCCCUGGUGGAGUUGCAGCGGCAGCGAAAUCUGCUGCCAAGGCAGCCGCCAAAGCCCAGCUCCGAGCUGCAGCUGGGCUUGGUGCUGUUCCUGGACUUGGAGUUGGUGCUGUUCCUGGACUUGGAGUUGGUGUCGGCGUCCCUGGACUUGGAGUUGGUGCUGGUGUUCCUGGCUUCGGGGCAGUACCCGGAGCCCUGGCUGCCGCUAAAGCAGCCAAAUAUGGAGCAGGAGUGCCUGGGGCCCUUGGAGGGGUCGGGGCUCUCGGUGGAGUAGGCAUCCCAGGCGGUGUGGUGGGAGCCGGACCCGCCGCCGCUGCUGCUGCAGCCAAAGCUGCUGCCAAAGCUGCCCAGUUUGGCCUAGGGGGACCUGCUGGACUCGGAGUCGGAGGACUCGGAGUCGGAGGGCUUGGAGUCGUCCCAGGUGUUGGGGGCCUUGGAGGUAAGAGUUGUUCUGAAAUCACCCAGCUCAGGCCUCCCUCUGGCUCCCCCUACCCCUGA
This is a messenger RNA of Mandrillus leucophaeus (drill), 2485 nucleotides long. It is a transcript of the gene ELN, whose product is annotated as elastin. The transcript has 32 exons. The coding region runs from base 416 to 2485 and encodes 689 amino acids. NCBI's taxonomy places the organism in Eukaryota, Metazoa, Chordata, Mammalia, Primates, Cercopithecidae. Gene Ontology annotation, molecular function: extracellular matrix structural constituent; transferase activity. The record is from RefSeq and is a predicted model, not a curated record.